This is a messenger RNA of Bursaphelenchus okinawaensis, 5970 nucleotides long. The record is from the annotation of a GenBank genome assembly. Lineage: Eukaryota; Metazoa; Nematoda; Chromadorea; Rhabditida; Aphelenchoididae.
AUGUAUAUAUUAUUAUGGAUUUUUAUUUGUGUUUUUGAAAUUCCGGUGAAUUCUCUUGAUCUUGGUAAGUUGAUUUAUGUUUUUUGUGCUAUUAUGAUGUUUUAAAGGUUAUAAAGUGAGAUUUUGAGUUUAAGUGUUUAAAAUAUGGGUAAUAUGCGUUGAGGCUUGUUUAAUCUUGGUGUAUCCUUUGAUUUCUCAGACAAAAAUCAAGAUUUUUUGAUAAUUUUAGUAUACCAAAGGUUUUAAAGGUUAAUAAAACAUAAUUAAAACUUAAGUACAGCUAACCUAGUUCAUUUAUGUUUGUUUGCGAGCCAGAAUUUCAAAUUUUAAGUUAAAAUUUUACCCUAAAAGAGUGACCAGUGUUUUCGAAAUUCCCAUCAAGACUUUUAAUCAAAUUGCUCGGCUAAAUUCGGUUUUGGAAUGCUAAUAGAUACUCAGUGAAAACAUGGCAAAAAAUGCGAGAUACCAAGUGAAAACAUGGUAAAAUGCGAAAGUAAAAGCCCGGCUCAUUGCGCGGCCAUUCAAACCGAUUUUAAUUUCUCAUGGGAAUCGAUGACCAACUUUGCUCAAGACACAUGGUCUUGCGCAAGGUUGAUCUGCUUAAUUAAACUAUAACAUGAUUGGUUUUGUGACAGGUUGAAGGAGGUAUAUCUUGGAAUGUUAUGAAUGCAUAAUGUUUUAUUCGUUUUUAGUGAAAUAAGCUUGUUUCUACUUUUUUAUAGCUAAAAAGUCAUUGUUAGAACAAUUAAAGUUUGUGACUGUUUAAUAAACAGCUGUUAAUCAAAAAAUUACUUGUUUUCGGCCAUCGAUUUUAUUUGAUUUUGAUGGAAAACGAACAAAGAUUGAUUGAAAUAAACUUAAUUUAUAUUAAUUCAAUUCCGAACUUGAAAGAAAACGCUUAAAAUAUGUUUAAUUGAACUUAAUUUGUCAGAAUGAAAAUUUAACGGAUAAUUUAGGCCAGGAACUUUUGGUUUGGUUUUAAAAAUGCAAAAAAAUAUUAAAGUUAGUUUUAAAUAAUUAUCCAAAAUACACAUAUUGCUUUACUUUCUUGUAAUAAUAGACUGUCUAGGUAAAUUAGCUCAAGUCGACCAUAGUAAGGACACGUAUUACAAUAAGAAACCAAACAAGGUCAAACACUAAUAAAAACACAAGGCUAUUCUAAUUAGAGGUGUCUUUUUGGUCGUUAAGUCGAGAUGGUUUUUUGAGAUAGCAAGGUGUUGUGUUUGUUGCAAAAUGCAAGCGUUCAUAUAAUUUUUUUUGGCGGUAGUAAAAAAAUUAAAAAACAAAUUUUUAAUUUUAAACGUUUUAUAAUGAUAUUAUGUUUUAAAGUUUGAGAGCAUAAAUAAACGGAGUAAUAUUGUGGGAAUCUUAAGGUUAUAAUUGUAGUUUUUUUUUUGCUAAAGUUUUUGUUACUUGAGCGCUUUUGGCAAUAAUUACGAAAAACGGUUAUUAUGAGCCUUGUGUGAGAAUGUAUAGCAAGAAUAAGAAACGAAAUUUUAACGGAUGUUGUCCAUGUUCAUUUUGUCUAAAAAUCUGUUACAAGAAACCAAUAAUUACCUUGCAUUAUGCAACAAACAGAACCGGUUUCUGACAUUUUCUAACCCAUUCCCAUAUGGAAGUCAGUUCCGGGACCCUAAUUGAUGUCAUAAUGAGGCCACAAAAACCUGAGCGUGGCUUUGUUUUUUGCCGAAAGAUUAUAAUAUUAAAAUAUUCCGACCGAUUUAUAAUUACUGGCGCGGUAAUUGGAGAUUACUGGGUUAGUUUGUUAACUGUUCCGAAAUUAAAGAAUUUGUUUAGGCUGGCGUUUAGGCUAAAUAAAUUAAGUUUGGGGAGCCGAUUUGCUUUGAUAAUGAGCGUUUUGAAUAAAUGAGAAGUUUUUGUUGUAAAGUUUUUGCAUUUUUGAAAAUUGUAAAACAUAGGAAAGAAUAAAUGUAAAGUUAGCAACAUUAGUUUAUUUUUAGUUUAAAAAUUAAAUUUUUAAAUCAUAAAUCUGUUAAAAUAUCAAAUUACACACUUCCGCGCGACCAUCAAUCAACUGUGAUUGUCGCCAUUUGCAUAUUACCUGUCACCUAGGCUUAAUCCGAAGGAAUUCGCCCUUCUGAUCGAAAUAUAAUCUUACCUAUAAAGUGUAGGAAAACAAAGGAAAAAAGCCAUUAUUGGAGAAGAUACAUAUAAUUAAAAAAGUUAUAAAUGCAAAAAAUUACAUUUUAAUAAGUUAUAAAUGAUUGAUUUUCAGAAAAAUGCCCAAUCGUCGGCCUAGGAAUGGAAGACGGUCGAGUAACAGACGCUCAAAUCACGGCAUCUUCAUCGUUCGACGCCCAAUCGGUUGGCCCUCAAAACGCUAGGAUUCGAACAGAGAAGGCUUCUGGAGCGUGGUGCCCAAAGUCUCAAAUACGGAACGGGUCGUACGAAUUCCUACAGGUUUCUUUCAACAAAACUCACGUGAUUCGAGCAGUCGAAACCCAGGGACGUUAUGGAAAUGGCACUGGUCGAGAGUUUGCUCAACAAUACAUGCUGGACUACUGGCGACAAGGUACGACAAAAUGGAUCCGCUACAGAUUGCGAAAUGGUUCCGAAUUGAUUGAAGCCAAUUUUGAUACAGUCACACCGGUUUUGAGAGAGCUAGAUCCACCGAUAAUUGCACAAAAGUUACGAUUGGUACCAUAUUCGGUUCAGACUAGGACUACUUGUAUGCGAAUGGAAGUUCAUGGAUGCGAAGAUAAGGAUGGAAUUCUUGGUUAUAAUAUUUUGGUGCCUGAUGCAAUGGAGACGGAGUUCAAAGACGAAAUUUUUGAACAAACCAGCUGGCAGGAUGGUAAUUCCAAAAAGUAAGUUAUUAUUUUUUAACGAAUAAUCUUUGUUAUUUUUAGAGGUCUGGGUCUCUUAACCGAUGGUAUUAUUCCUAAAUACCCUCCAAUCGACCCAAUUUUUCACUUACCGGUGAAAAAUUCAACCUGGCUAGCUUUUAAGCGACAAGAUUCAGAUGGCCGGAUUCAAAUUCAAUUCGAUUUCGAAGAGGAUCGUCAAUUUUCGGACCUCGAAAUAUUUGGCUUCGGACGACCAAUAGACAAAAUUGUGGCCGAAUUUUCAAGCGAUGGAAUACUGUUUGCGAAUAAAGUUGAGUCCGACUAUCCUCCAUCUCUACAACCUGACAAAAUGGACCUUUAUUCCGUUAGAGUACCGUUAAAUGGUCAGAAGGCGUCUUUUAUCAGGAUUUUGCUCAACUUUUCGGCCGAUUCUACGUUUUUAAGUGAAAUACAAUUUAACACAGGUAAUAGUUUUUUAUUUUUAUUGUAUAUGAACGGGAAGAUAAAGUUUGUAUAGCACGAGUGUAUGAGUUACACAAAAAUGUUACACUUAUUCAUUUUUUUAAUUAUAAUAAUUUCUAAUUGAUAAAUCAAGGUUGCAUUAGACGAAAAUUAUCGUGUAUUAUGUUACAUUACACUUUACAGGAAAACAAGAGUUGAUAUCCGUUGUUGUUCAAGAUGAACCUGAAUAUCAACCGUUCGGUUAGUAUAUCGAGUGUAGUUUGUGGUUGUAUAUAGUUUUAUAACCUGUUAUGCUAACCGAAUAUUGUGGUUUUGUUAAGCUAAACAUGUAUUUUUUAGUUUUAUGAUUUUGAUUUAGUUGUUUUCUGUUGAUUUUUUAUGAUUAAUAUUUUGAGAGUGAACUUUUUUGACCUUUUUUAUUUUACUUGGUUUAGUAUUUUUGUAAAAUUUAAUUACUUUUUCAUUUUUUAGAUCUCAAAAACAAUACAACAUCGAUCCUCGAAGACUUCUCGAUAAAUUCUACAAAACAACCAAAGUUUUACUACAUCUUCAUCACGAUAAUGAUCAUCAUCUUCAUAUUCAUGACGAUUGCUUUAUGUGGAUUGUUGGUCUUCCGUCGGCGAAAAACCCACUCAUCCACCGAAAAACUAAGCUCACUGGGUUCACCGUCGUCACGAUCUACAGCCGCUACAACGAUGUCGCGGGAUCUGAAGACAAACACAUUGAUAACAACAUUACCGCUGAAUGGAGGCCAACCUCGACAUGUUAUUCACAGUCACAGUUUUGCUCCACAUCAUGGUUUAUAUGGCAUGAAGGGGAAUUUGUAUGGUGAUCAUCGUGUAGCUGCUUCUAGUCAACGGUAGGGGUGAUUUUGGGUAUAAGGAGGAUGCUGUGGGGUUUUAUUUUUAGCUGUAACAUUGUAAAUUUUGACUUUUAGGUAUAAAAUUUAAUUUUUGACGUUUUUAGCAUUCUUGGCAUGGCUCCACCAUCGAGAUCAUGUAGUGGGACCCUUUACAAAGAUCAUCAUCAACCUUCUCUAUUAGACAUCCAUUUUCCACCUCCACCACCUUCAGAUGCCUCAACGUGUCGCUUGGAACCUGCUAUGUCCAACAGUUCAUCAGAAGGAAUCUACGCCGAACCAAGCGUGCCACUAUUAGGAACGGCACGGCGAAGUGUAAACCAGAAAAGGCAAGUUCCAAAAACGAGGACUUUGAAAGAAAGCACGUUGAAUCGGAAGAAUAAAACGUUGCCUAUAAGGUAAGCUUUCCUAUUUUGGGAUUAAAAACUAAUUUUUUAGAGCAAAACAAGAAGAAGAUGAACAACAUUACGCGAUAGCCAACUUCACCAUGCUUCCCACCGAUCGUCCUGCUUCAAAUCCAAAUUACUCAGCUUUUCAUCCUUAUCAACCUAAAACCAAAGUAAUACCAAGAGCAAGUGUUCAAUUCAUUGAGAAAAUUGGAGAAGGACGCUACACUCAAAUCUUCUCGUGCUACGUAGCAGACGGUCAAAAACAGUACAAAGCUGCUAUCAAAUUUCAACAUCAAGAUGCAGAAGAAGCUCGACGUGCUCUCAACAACGAGUUGUUGCUAACAUAUGAUCUUCAUCACGCUAAUAUUAAUCCAUGUUUUGGUCAAACUGAAGAUGGAGCGAUUAUUUCAAACUUCUGUGUUAAUGGGGACAUACGACAAUAUUUACGACAACUUGAAGUUUGCGAUGGUCAUACGAGUGAUUUUUCUGGUACUAACGGUUCUGCUGGUACACUACCUCAAAACUUAUAUGAUUGUUCGACUGGUCAUUCGGAUAAAAAUGUCCUGAGCCAUUCUCUUCAAAACCCGGAUUCUUUCCGGAGCAGCACGAUGAAUUCAAGGCUAAAUUCAACUUUUCCCACUUCUAGUGCGGGUGAAACAGCACCAAAAUCAAGGUUAAUACAAUUCUGUACGGAAAUAGCUGCUGGGCUGGCUUAUUUGGAACAAAAAGGUAUUGUUCACGGCCAUUUAAGUCCGAAGUCUUGUCUACUGGAUGAGAAUAUGACAGUGAAAAUUGCGGCACCGCGAGGACCAAAUCAUCAUGCGCAGCUGAGGUACAGCGCGCCGGAAGCUAUUGUGAUGGUAGGUUUUUACUGUGGUUUAUAGGUAGUGUAAAGUAAUGACGUUUUUUCUGUUUUUGUGAAAUUUUUCGUAUUUGAGGUAAAUUUUUUGAAUUAUUUUAUAUUGUAAAUGGUUUUAGAAUAAUUGGUCCAACCGAAGUGACGCCUACUCGUUUGGCAUGACAGUGUGGGAGAUUCUACACGGCUGUAAACUAGCACCAUAUCAAGAUCUUUCGAAUAAUGCGUUGUUCGAAAAUGCUCGAAAUCAGCUGGAGGCUAGUCAGGCUUCGGUAAGUUUGCUAAGAAUUUUUAUGGAAGUUUGGGUUAAUUUUGAUAAGUUUAUAUUAAUAAUUAAAAUGUUAUAAUUGCAAAUUUUGGUUAGUUUAUGUAAAUUUAUAUAUAAAAAUUUUUUAUAUAUUGCUUGUUUUAUAUAUUAUAUAUUUUUAACAAAUUUUAUACUUGUAGGUAUACCCGUCAUUCGAUCGUAUUCUUAAAUUUGUGGACAAAGAGGUCGUUGACCUAAUACAAGAUUGCUGGUCCAGCUACCCAGAACAACGUCCUGGUUUCUACGAGAUUCAUGUCUUCUUUGUCAGGAAACAAAUGGCUACACGAUAG